AGCGCGCGGGGACACGUUGCGGGGGGUGGGGGGGGGAAGAUGCUGCUGCGCGGGCUGGGCGGCGGCGCGCGGCACGUGGCGGUGAGCGAGCGUUCGGACGCCGCGCGCGGCCCCGACUCAACCCGGCGGCGCGUGGACGCGCAUCACUACAACCACCACGUGUCUAUUUUAAUACCGGAAUGUGGAAUGGUGCCUCCAGCCAUCACUGCCAUCUGCAAAUCGUUGGAGAAUUACUAUCUGAUGAAGCAGUUACCGCUCCAUGAACUGCUUGCUCCUGAAUUCAUCAACACAUUUGUGAAGAAAGGUAAAUGCUAUGCGCUGUCGUACAACACCAGAAUAGACGAAGACAAUACAGUGGCUCUCCUUCCAACAGGGAAGCUGAUUUUAUCAGUAGACAAGGACACGUAUCAGGAGAUGGGGCUGGAAGGACAACCAUCCAAAUACUCCCACAGGACCGUGAUGAGAUACAUUGUUACGGUGCAUCUGAGUGAAGCCUCCUUUGUUCCUGGUGGAAAGAGGUACGACCGGGUCAUGUGGGCACUGCGAGAGAAGAAGCCUUUAAUCUUUGACCUUUUGAUGUCCUGCGAUUCCUCAGCAGGUGGAAGAGAGGAGUCGUUGGCAUCUUACUUCACCCAGUACCAGUGCCAGGCUUACCAGCCUAAGCUGUCAACCCGUAUAUUGAAUGGAACACCCUGUCCUGUGCUACUCAGCAGUGAACUGGAUGGGAAAGACAGUGAAUCAUGCAACUCACUCGAGUUCCUGGACUGGCUGGGUGCAGUCUUCUGCGACAUUGACUGCAAUAACCAGGCCGACAGCUUCCUGUCUACGUACUGUUGCCCUGAACCCAACACCGUGGUGGAUAAGGCAUGUCUAUGUACCAUUACCGGCUUUAUCAUUCCGGAAGGAAUAAAUCGCUUAUUGGACCAGCUGCGGCUGUACUUUGAAGAACCGAAGCUGGCCCAGUGGCUCAGUAUGACAGUGCACGGCUUUGCAGACAGCCCAGUGUCCUGGGGUCAGAGUGAACAUGGCUACCACAGAGGAGGAGAGAACCUCUACAAUGUUGUUCUGUUCAGUAAUCAGGAUCGUUGGUUGCACAUGGCAGUGGGCACACAGAGUGACUGUCCACCAUAACCCUCUGAACACCAUCUGCCUCCUGCUCCCAAGUACAACCUCUGGCGAAAGGAAGAGUUGACAUGGGCGCCACGGUGGCGCAUCAGUAGAGUUGCUGCCUGUCAGCGCCGGUGACCCGGGUUCCAUCCUGACUACGGGUGCUGUCGGUAUGGAGUUUUGCACGGUUCUCCCUGUGAAAGUGUGGGUUUUCUCCAAGAUCUUCGGUUUGCUCCCACAUUCCAAAGACGUGCAGGUUUGUAGGUUAAUUGGCCUGGCGUCAAUGUAAAAUUGUCCCAAGUAGGAUUGUCGGGUUCAGUCUUUAGACUGAAGGAGGAUCGUCAUUCGAAAUGUCACCCAUUGCCUCUCUCCAAAGAUGCUGCCUGUCCCGCUGAGUUACUCCAGCAUUUUGUGCCUAUCAUACAUCAUAGAAACAGGUACUUUGACCAAACAUGCCCAUGCUGACCAAGAUGUCCCAUCUACCCGAGUCCCAUCUACCUGCAUUUGGCCCAUAUGCCUUCUAAACCUACCUAUCCAUGUACCUGUCUAAGUGUCCUUUAAAGGUUGUUACAGUACCUGCCUCAACUACCUCCACCAGCAGCUCAUUCCAUACACCCACCACCCUUUGAGUGAAAAUGUUGCCCCUUAGGUUCCUAUUAAAUCUUUUCCCUCUCACCUCAUGCCCAUGUCCUCUGGUUCUCGAUUUGUCAACUCUGGGCAAAAGACUCUGCAUCGACCUUAUGUAUUCACCUCAUGAUCAUAUACACCUCUAUGAGAUCACUCCUGUGCUUCAAGGAAUAAAAUCAUAGCCUGCCCAACCUCUCCCUACAGCUCAGGCCCUCAAGUCCUGGCUACAUCCUCGUAAAUCUUCUCAAUCAAUCAAUCAAUCAAAGUCUUUAUUGUCAUUCAAAAAUACACCAAUAAAUGCAAGUCUGAAUGAAAGUUUGUUGCAUCUGGCUCACCGUGCAACAUAAAACAACAAAAGGAUAAAAUAGAUAAUAGUGGCGGCACAUUAUAUGGAAUUCAAGAGCUCGGGGGAAGAAGCUGUUGUAAAACCUGACCGUUCGGUUCCUUAUACUGCGCUACCUUUUGCCCGAGGGCAGCAGAGUGAACAGUCCAUGAUGGAGAUGUGUGGGGUCUUUUAUAAUACUGUUGGCCUGGGACAAGCAACAUUUGCACGCAAUGUCUCGGAUUGAAGGAAGAGAAGUCCUGAUGAUUUUUUCAGCCGUCCUCACCACUCUCUGCACGGACUUCCAGUCGGAGGAUUUACAGUCCCCAAACCAGACAGAGAUGCAGCUGGUCAAAAUGCUCUCUAUGGUGCCCCUGUAGAAAGUGGUGAGGACGGGAUGGGAGAGGUGAGCUCUUCUCAUCCGGCGCAGAAAGUGCAACCGCUGCUGCGCUCUCUUAACUAGUGAUGCGAUAUUUUGUGACCAGGUCAGACUGUCAGUGAUCUGCACCCCCAGGAACUUAGUGCUACUGACCAACUCCACAUCGCUGUCAUUAAUGUGUAGUGGUGUGUGACUGUGCCGGUUCAUCCUGAAGUCAACGAUGACUUCCUUUUUUUUGUCAACAUUCAGGAUGAGAUUGUUCGUGUUGCACCAGUCCACCAGUUGUUUCACCUCCUCCCUGUAAGCCAGUUCAUUGUCGUCCCGGAUAAGGCCCACCACUGUUGCGUCAUCUGCGUACUUCAUGAUGUGGUUUGUACUAAACCUGGAACAACAGUCGUGGGUGAUCAGGGUAAACAGUAGUAGACUCAGGACGCAGCCCUGAGGGGAACCGGUACUCAGAGAGAUGAUGUUCAGUAUUCACUUUAAUGUAAUUUUAACUGAGUACUUACAUACACAGAUGAAACGAAAAAAUUGUUUCUCAAUCAGUUCCCGUCAGUGCAGUUAAUAAAAACAGAAUAAAUACAUAUAGCUUUAAAAAUUAAAAUUACCAUUUCUAAAAGUAAGCCUAAUAAUUGAAAUAAAAACAGACAUUCAGACCGAACAGUGGCUUUGCUUUGACAGUUGCCUAGCUGUCAAAGUAUGGGCGAGGUUAGAUGUGUUGGUGUAUGAUAUAUGGGGAGGAGGCACAGUCCGUUAACCAGUCUGUUGGAGGUGUUGUUUAAAUCUUCUCUGUACUGUUUCCAGUUUAACAUCUUUCCUAUAUCAGGGAUCCAAAACAACAUAAUACUCUAAAUGUGGCGUCGCCAAAGGGUUGUAGAACUGUAACAUGACAUCCCAACUUCAAUAUCCUGAUCGAUGAAGGCCAAUGUACUGAAAGUAAAGCCUACUUGAUCAUCCUAUCUACAGUGAGGGUGGGGCUACCGAUGAAAAUGUCUUAUUCCUAAGAUAAACAUAGAAACAUAGAAAAUAGGUGCAGGAGUAGGCCAUUCGGCCCUUUGAGCCAGCACUGCCAUUCAAUAUGAUCAUGGCUGAUCAUCCUAAAUCAUACCCCGUUCCUGCUUUCAACCCAUAUCUCAUGAUUCCAUAUGAAACAUCUUCAGUCUGAAGAACAGUGGAAGGUAAGACCUUUUUUUCACCCAGGGUUGUCUUACCUUCCACUGCCUGCAACCUCCGGCAACCACCUUCAACUAGCAUCGCAACCGGCUUAUACUAAAAAAUUACAGAUUUUUAAAACAGCAACCUAUUUUUAGUCGCGGCCUGUUUUGAAUUUUUUGAGAUAAUCGCCAGAACAUAGAAGAAGCGGAAACCACUUUCGAUCAUUAGGGAAACUGACAAAAAACCUCCGGGAACCGCACGGAAACCUUGGGUGGGGUGCAAAGUCUCCAGAGGUUUCCGUUUAGGUUCCCUAAGUGGGACAGGGGCAUUACUUUCAUAGACUGAUGUACAAGGACCCCCAGAUCCUGUUGUACUUCCCCUUUUCCCAACUUGACGGCAUUUAGAUAGUAAUCUGCCUUCCUGUUUUUGCUACCAAAGUGGAUAACCUCACAUUUAUCCGCUUUAAACUUCAUCUGCCAUGCACCUGCCAACUCCCCCAACCUGUCCAAGUCACCCUGCAUUCUCAUAGCAUCCUCAGAAUUCACACUGCCACCCAGCUUCGUGUCAUCUGCAAAUUUGCUAAUGUUACUUUGAAUCCAUUCAUCCAAAUCAUUGAUGUAUAUUGUAAAUAGCUGCGGCCCCAGCACCGAGCCUUACGGUACCCCGCUAGUCACUGCCUGCCUUUCUGAAAGGGACCCGUUAAUCCCUACUCUGUUUCCAGUCUGCCAACCACUUCUCUAUCCAUGUCAGCACUCUACCCCCAAUACCAUGUGCCACUAAUCUCCUAUGUGGGAUCUUAUCAAAUGCUUUCUGAAAGUUCCGGUACACUACAUCCACUGGCUCUCCCUUGUCCAUUUUCCUAGUUACAUCUUCAAAAAAGUCUAGAAGAUUAGUCAAACAUGAUUUCCCCUUCGUAAAUCCAUGCUGACUCGGACCGAUCCUGUUACUGCUAUCCAAAUGUUCGGCUAUCUCAUCUUUUAUAAUUGACUCCAGCGUCUUCCCCACCACCGAUGUCAGGCUAACUGGUCUAUAAUUCCCAGGUUUUCUCUCUCCCGCCUUUCUUAAAAAGUGGGAUAACAUUAGCUACCCUCCAAUUCACAGGAACCGAUCCUGAAUCUAUAGAAUAUUGAAAAAUUAUCACCAAUGCACCUACGAUAUCUAGAGCCACUUAAUACCCUGGGAUGCAGACCAUCAGACUGGGGAUUUAUCAGCCUUCAGUCCCAUCAGUCUAUCCAACACCAUUUCCUGCCUAAUGUGGAUUUCCUUCAGUUCCUCUGUCACCCCAGAUCCUCUGGCCACUACUAUAUCAGGAAGAUUGUUUGUGUCCUCCUUAGUGAAGACAGAUCCAAAGUACCUGUUCAACUCAUCUGCCAAAAUAAAACCCUUGUCCCAAAUCACACCUGAAACUUGGUCACGUUUAGUGAUAGCUACACAAAUACUUGGUCAAAGAUCAGACUUGUUUUUUUUAAGUAAACAUGAAUUUCACCUGAAACAUAUAAAAUAGGUGCAGGAGUAGGCCAUUCGGCCCUUUGCGUCUGCACUGCCAUUCAAUAUGAUCAUGGCUGAUCAUCCAACUCAGUAUCCUGUACCUGCCUUCUCUCCAUACCUCCUGAUCCGUUUUGCCACAAGGGCCACAUCUAACUCUAUCUUAAAUAUAGCCAAUGAACUGGCCUCAUCUACCUUCUGUGCCAGAGAAUUCCAGAGAUUCACCACUCUCUGUGUGAAAAAAUGUUUUUCUCAUCUCGGUCCUAAAAGAUUUCCCCCGUAUCCUUAAACUGUGACCCCUUGUUCUGAAACACAGCAGGUUGACAGGCAAUAGUGCUGGACAUUCACCCUAUGACUGAAUAAAAAUAAACAAGGCUUAAAUUGCCACCAAAUUUAUGAAUUACAUAUUUCUCUGUAUUUCUAUUUACUUGAUAGGCCGAAUGCUCUAUCUGCUCCUAACACACAA
This is a messenger RNA of Leucoraja erinaceus (little skate), 5541 nucleotides long. RefSeq names its product ribonuclease P/MRP 40 subunit (gene rpp40). Gene Ontology annotation, molecular function: ribonuclease P activity; ribonuclease MRP activity. Gene Ontology annotation, biological process: tRNA 5'-leader removal; endonucleolytic cleavage in ITS1 to separate SSU-rRNA from 5.8S rRNA and LSU-rRNA from tricistronic rRNA transcript (SSU-rRNA, 5.8S rRNA, LSU-rRNA); tRNA 3'-end processing. Lineage: Eukaryota; Metazoa; Chordata; Chondrichthyes; Rajiformes; Rajidae. The transcript has 8 exons. Gene Ontology annotation, cellular component: multimeric ribonuclease P complex; ribonuclease MRP complex. Bases 40 to 1131 code for a protein of 363 amino acids. The record is from RefSeq and is a predicted model, not a curated record.